AUGCACAGGUUGCAUGUGGUUCUGUUCCUGAUCCCAGUUGUGCUGCUGCUCUCAUUUGGUGGCUGCACCAGUGAGCACUCCACUUUGCUACCGACGCAGCUUUCCACGACAGAAUCCAUCACCGUCCCAGAAUCCACCAGCCAGGCUGCCUUUGCUACUUGGUGGACUGCCAGGAAUGAAACCAACGCAAGGAAAGCCCCUGGCGCAGAGGAGACGACACCCAGCACCUAUCUUUCAACUGACGGUACCAUGGCAACAACGCCCGCAGCUAGCAGCACAAGCGCAGAGUCAACGGAACACCAAGCCUCUUCUCUCUCGCCCCGGAUUAGCAAGACCACCAAAAGCACCCAUCUGGGAAAAGGUGUGUCCGAGGAGCAGCUUGCUGUGUUUGAAUACGACGACUACUACCUGAGGAGGCUGGGUCUGAUCUUCGCUGCUGUGCUCUUUGUGAUGGGAAUUCUGGUCCUGAUAUGUGACAAAAGAUGUCCCAUGCCAAAGUGUCACACGAAGAAGGCAAAGUGA
Molecule: messenger RNA, 522 nt
Organism: Polyodon spathula (Mississippi paddlefish)
Lineage: Eukaryota; Metazoa; Chordata; Actinopteri; Acipenseriformes; Polyodontidae
Gene: fxyd5
Product: FXYD domain containing ion transport regulator 5
Exons: 9
Coding region: 1-522 (173 amino acids)
Biological process (GO): regulation of sodium ion transmembrane transporter activity
Cellular component (GO): membrane
Molecular function (GO): sodium channel regulator activity
Source: RefSeq, a predicted model, not a curated record